AUGGUGUCUUUGUGCUGGCUGUGGUGGUUGAUCAACGCGGUCGUGUGUUGCGUGGGCACGGCGAUCGUCGUCCGCCGGUUACUAGUACCGUGGUCCUACUGGUUGGGCCGACGGGCCCUGUGCUGGUGCCGGUACGCUCUGUCCCGUGGCCACGCAGACAUCGGGCCCAGACAACAGCGUGCCCCGCCCGCUUGUCGGUGCUGCGGUGGCUUGAACUUUGACGGCAUGGCUGGUAGCUGGGCGGUGGUGACUGGUUGCACCGACGGGAUCGGCAAAGAGUACGCGAUGCAGUUGGCCGACCGUGGAAUGAAUGUUGCACUGGUCAGUAGAAACUUACACAAGUUGCUAGACGUAGCGCAGCAGAUCGACGCACGGCACGCGGGUCGAGUGAAAACUAAGAUCAUCGUAGCGGACUUCACGUCGUCCGGCGGCACCGUCCCUCUGUCGGGGACUUAUGAAGCGGUGCGCCGUGGACUCGGCCGCUUGGACGUGCGGCUGCUGGUUAACAACGCGGGCGUGGGUUACGCGCGACCGGAACGGCUGCUUGAUCUGGCGCCCUGCUGUACGGGAAAGUUACCCGAUCCGUGCCGAGACGUGGUCGAGUGCAACGCGCUGGCCACCGUGGCCAUGUGCCGCAUAGUCAUGCCACUGAUGGUCGUCGACGAUACGGACAGCGACGACAGCCGCGGCGGCGAUGAUGCGGAAGCAGACUUCCGGCAGCAAUUGGAUGACACGGAAUACACGUCUCCUAAACGCGGAGGCGGAGGCGUCGUCAUAAACGUGUCGUCAGCAUCGGCUAAGCUGCCGUGUCCGCUGCUCAGCGUUUACGCUGCCACAAAGGCGUUUAUCGAAAAGUUUUCGGUGGAGCUGGCGGCCGAGUACGGCGAAGAGAGGGAGAAUCAUCAGAUCGCGGUCCGGUGCUUGACGCCAGGGUUCGUGGCCACCAAGAUGAGCAGGAUCCGACCGACGUCCACCGGCGACACGGGCUGGACUUACGCUCCGGUACCGAGGUCGUACGCCAACCACUCGCUCCGGUCGUUGGAUUGCCACUGCUUUUGCGGCCUGAAAGGGCGAGAGCGAGCGCGGGCGGACCGAAACAGCGAAGGCGAAGAUGGUAAGGCCGACGAACCAAGAUGGUUAGCGAGAGUGGUCAGCGCAGUCUUCGACUCGCCGUCGUCGCCGCUGUCGGCCGGACACUCCGGCGUCACGACCACUGGUUACCCGUCGCACACGAUCAUGCUGAUGGCGGUGAACGUAAUCCGUUGGGUAUUCGGAGAUCAAUAUUUGGCUAGCGCCGCUGGCCGGAUGAUGUGCGGUAUGCGGAACCGGAUGGCAGCCAAGAUGCAAAAACAAACGUCUAGCGCCGAGUUCGAGACCCAAAACCACGAGUUUGGUAGUAGUCACAACUAG
Messenger RNA from Macrosiphum euphorbiae (potato aphid), 1410 nucleotides. NCBI's taxonomy places the organism in Eukaryota, Metazoa, Arthropoda, Insecta, Hemiptera, Aphididae. The record is from the annotation of a GenBank genome assembly.